Carlito syrichta (Philippine tarsier) is the source of this 2690-nucleotide messenger RNA. It is a transcript of the gene CCDC87, whose product is annotated as coiled-coil domain containing 87. Bases 108 to 2690 code for a protein of 860 amino acids. The transcript has a single exon. Lineage: Eukaryota; Metazoa; Chordata; Mammalia; Primates; Tarsiidae. The record is from RefSeq and is a predicted model, not a curated record.
GGUGGCGGACACGGGCCGCGCAGGCGCACUCGAGCCGUCGGGCCCCUGGUUACCCUGGUAACCAUUUGGCGUCCUCUGCCUGGUCCGCGGGCACCGUCGGCGCUAAGAUGGAGCCCCGCAGGCCCGAAACUGAGCUCCAGCGGUUUUACCACCGGCUGCUGCGUCCGCUGUCGCUCUUCCCCGCCAAGGAGACACCCCCAGAGCCUCAGAAGCGCCCCCCGCGGGAGGGCCGGAUUCUGCAGUCCGUCCCUCUCGCGAAGCUGACGGUGGCAUCGCUGUGCCGCCAGGUGGCCAAGCUGCUGACCGGCAGCGGGCUGGCGGCGCGGGCGCCUCCCGAGGGCCGACUUCGUUUCAUCGAGGUCAUCCUGGACGAGCUAAAGUGCAGCUGGCGGGAACCUCCCCCCGAACUCAGUCUGAGCCACAGAAACAACCAGAGACUGCGGAAGCGGCUCGAGGCCUAUGUGCUGCUCAGCAGUGAGCAGCUGUUCUUACGCUACCUGCACCUGCUGGUGACCAUGUCGACACCCAGAGGGGUCUUCACUGAAUCGGCCAUCCUCACCCGGUUGGCCGCCAGCCUCGCCAAGGACUGCACGCUCUUCCUCACCAGUCCCGACGUCUACCGUUACCUGCUGGCCGACUUCCAGGCCCUGCUGAAGGUCGAGCAGGCCCACGGUGUCGUGAACAAGCCGCGCCCCGUCUGCCCCACUGGGGCUUUCAAGCUCUGCCCAAUCCCCUGGCCUCACAGCAUUGACUUCGCCCAAGUGCCAUGCUCUAGCCUCAACCUGAAUUACCUCAUCCAGCUAAGCCGCCCGCUAGAGUUUCUCAAUGAGCCCGGCCCGGAUCCGGUGAAGGAGCUGAAGUCCUUACCCCAGCUGAAGAGGAGAAAGCCUCUCUGCUGGCCGCCCCCCGUGGGAAAGGAGAGAGAAAUCGACUUCAGUUCGCCACAGAUUGGGUCACUUCCCAGCUACCCUGGGACUCUCACCCGCAGGGCUUCCUCUUUCCCUCCCUUACCUGUCUACUUUCCACUCCGGAGAGGCAAGUCCAUGCCCACUCUGCGUGAGGGCUGGAAGCUGGCAGAUGAGCUAGGCCUCCCUCCACUCCCAUCUCGGCCCUUAACCCCGCUGGUCUUGACUACAGAGAGAAAACCAGAGCUGGCCAGAGACAUCGUGACUGAGGAUCUGAAGCAGUUGAUGAAGAACAUGAAGUUGGAGUGGACUCACUACCCCCUGCUAGACUCAGGCCUGCCGCCUCUCCUGGGAGUGGUGACCCGCCGUCCAGCUGCAGAGAAUCACAUGGAUGAGCUGCAGAGAACACUGAAGAACCUCCAGGAGGAAGAAGCUUCUGGGAAGUGGGACCCCCAGCCUCCCAAAUCCCCUCCACUUCAACCACAACCUGUGACUAUGACUUUGAAGCUAAGAAAUGAGGUCAUGGUCCAGGCAGCUGCUGUACAGUUCUCUAAUAGAAACUUCUUGGACUCUUUCCACGUUGAGGGUGCCGGAGUCCUGUACAACCACCUGGCUGAUGAACUGGACCCCAAAGUCAUCGAAAAAAUGGAUAUCGAUCGCUUUGUUGACAGUAGUACCAGGGAGGUUUACAAGGAGCUAAUGAACCGUGUCUCUAUGGACCACCUCCGUUUUGAUAAGGGACCCCUGAUUGAGCCUGCGGCAGAUAAAGACUGGUCGGCCUUCCUGUUCUCAGCCUUUCUACGUCAAGAAAAACAGUCUCAAAUUAUCAACCCUGAGCUGGAUGGACUUUACUCCCAGAGAGCAAACAUUUUACAGUCCAACGACGAGAGGGCGCCCUCUGUCCCAUCACCCCAAGCUAGCAAAAACUGGGACAGGCAGUCCAACAAGGCCUCAUGGAUGAACUGGUGCAAAACCACCUUGACUGUGGAUGACUAUUUCAAGUACCUUACCAGCCAGGAGACAGAUUUCCUCCACGUCAUCUUCCAAAUGUAUGAAGAAAAGAUUCCCGUGGAGAUUGUUGCCCCUGUCAAAGAGUCCCUAGAGAUUCAGCACCCUCCCCCCUUGCUAGAAGAUGAAGAACCAGACUUUGUGCCAGGAGAGUGGGACUGGAAUACAGUACUAGAACACAGGCUAGGAGCUGGGAAGACCCACCUGGGAGAACCCCACAAGAUCCUGAGCCUGCAGAAGCGUCUAGAGCGACUAUGGUCCAUGCUUGAGGUCCCCAACAAGGACCGGCUAGACAUGGCCAUCAAGUACAGUUCCAAAGCCCGUCUAAGACAGCUGCCUUCGUUGGUGAGUGCCUGGGAGCGGGCCCUGAAGCCCAUUCAGCUGCGGGAGAUAUUCCUAGGGAGAUUGGAGUGGUUUGAGCGACAAGCCUCCAACCCUAACCGCUUCUUCCAAAAGAGUGACUUGGGCAUGAGUCACUUCCUGGAGGAAAAUCAGAUCCGAAGCCAUCUCCACAGGCAGCUCAGUCUAGUGGAGUCUUCUUUGGCCACCCUCCUGGAGGAGAUUGAGUCAAUCUUUGGUGAACCGGUGACCUUCAAGGGGCGGCACUACCUGGACAAAAUGAAGUGUGACAAAGUGGAGAUGCUCUACUGGUUGCAGCAGCAGCGACGGGCUCGCCACCUGCUCCGGGCCAAGAAGGCCUCCCACCAAUCUACCUUUUUCAAGAGGUUCAGCAGCCAACCUCCAAGACCUCCCAGGAAUACUCCCAUUGCCCUUUGA